GAAGUUCUUUCCCUCUUCUUCAUCUUCUUCGUCUUCCUCAAAUCAUUCCCUCUCCCUCAUUUCAAUAUCAAUCAAAAUCACAUUAUCGUCAUUGAUUCAAAUAUCACAAUUAAAAAUUCAAACAUAUAAACCAACAAUGUGCCGUUUAAGCAAUAUAUUAAUGGGUCUCCUUAACAGCUUCACGUUAAUCGUCAGCCUAGUUGCCAUUCUCGCCGCCGUCCAGGUCCGUAAUCACGGUGGCACCGCUUGCCAGAAGUUUCUUCAGGAUCCUAUUCUCACCGUAGGAAUCUUCUUCUUCGUCGUUUCCUUGCUCGGCCUAAUUGGAUCUUGCUGCCGCCUCAAUUCCAUCCUAUAUCUUUACCUGAUUGUGAUGUUUUUGUUGAUUCUUGGGUUAAUGGCGUUUACGAUUUUCUCCUUAUUGGUAACCAACAAAGGAAUUGGACAGGCCGUUUCUGGAAGGGGAUAUAGGGAAUAUCGCCUUGGGGAUUACUCGCAUUGGCUUCAAAAUUACGUCGUUAGUCAUGAUAAUUGGCCUCGCAUUCGUAGUUGUUUGGUUGAUGCGCCGAUUUGCCGGAGCCUUGCUGCUAAUUUCCGUGGAAAAGAGGCGGAUUUCUUUAAGGAGAAUCUCUCCCCGAUACAGUCUGGAUGUUGCAAGCCGCCGUCGUACUGCGGGUUCGAAUUCAAGAACGCCACAUUCUGGACAACUCCGAAAGCAGGGCCGGUGGUGGCGGACACCGAUUGCACCACCUGGAGCAACAAACAGAACGCUCUAUGCUACGAUUGCAAGUCCUGCAAGGGUGGAAUUCUGGCUAACAUCCGCAAGGAAUGGAGGCGUUUCGCCAUUUUCAACUCUUGUGUUCUUGCAGUCAUCACCAUCAUCUAUUGCAUCGGCUGCUGCGCCACAAGAAGCAACCAUAAACAUAACAGAUACUAUGGCUAUCCUUAACUAUUUCUCCAUGCUUUGAUUCCACGCUUCAACCUGCUCGAAAUGACUUUUUAAUGCUUAAAAACAAUUUUUUCUAAGCAGUGUCAUUCGAUUGACGUCAUUAUGAAAUCCCCAAAUGCAUUAGUGAUAGUGUUAUGUAUUAGAUCUUUUGUAUGAAAAUGUUUGGGUUUGGAUUUGUUAAGUUCCCAUGUCAUGGUGAUGUGUAUGUUUUUGGUGCAUUUUACUUGCAUCACAUAUGCAUACGGCCUGUUGUUCAUAAUUUUUUUAUUGUCUCUAAUGAAGGCUUUAUACAAAAGUUGUGCAGCUGCUACAUUCUUUCUUUUUGGUCUUCUUUUACUUUUUGUCAAGAGUAAUUACGCCUGAAUUCUUACCUAGUUUUGAAUUAUUCAUGAUUCUGGUUGGUGUAAA
Messenger RNA from Cucumis melo (muskmelon), 1354 nucleotides. RefSeq names its product tetraspanin-8-like. Lineage: Eukaryota; Viridiplantae; Streptophyta; Magnoliopsida; Cucurbitales; Cucurbitaceae. The transcript has 2 exons. The coding region runs from base 137 to 946 and encodes 269 amino acids. Gene Ontology annotation, biological process: auxin-activated signaling pathway. Gene Ontology annotation, cellular component: plasmodesma; plasma membrane. The record is from RefSeq and is a predicted model, not a curated record.